Messenger RNA from Erigeron canadensis, 2066 nucleotides. Its product is annotated as 2-isopropylmalate synthase A-like. Gene Ontology annotation, molecular function: 2-isopropylmalate synthase activity. Gene Ontology annotation, biological process: L-leucine biosynthetic process. Gene Ontology annotation, cellular component: chloroplast. Bases 73 to 1860 code for a protein of 595 amino acids. The record is from RefSeq and is a predicted model, not a curated record. Lineage: Eukaryota; Viridiplantae; Streptophyta; Magnoliopsida; Asterales; Asteraceae. The transcript is spliced from 10 exons.
ACCCAAAAAACAAACGCAAAAAAAAACAAAAAAAAAACAUACAUACACACUCUGUAUCUAUAGUCUAUACCCAUGGCAACGGCGACGGCUACGACGGCGACGGCGACGGCGUAUCUCCCCCACCACCAAUCCUUUCUUCCACCGUCAACCACAACCACCACCAUCUUUUUUCACAAACCCACAUCCCAAAAACCCUUCAAAACCCUCUGCACAUCCCGUCCAGAAUACAUCCCACACCACAUUUCAAACCCAAAAUACGUACGGAUAUUCGACACCACUCUCCGCGACGGCGAACAGUCUCCGGGAGCCACCAUGACCACCAAAGAAAAACUCGACAUUGCUAGACAGUUAGCUAAACUGGGUGUUGAUAUAAUCGAAGCAGGUUUUCCUGCUUCUUCGGAAGCCGAUUUAGAAGCUGUUAAACUUAUAGCUAAAGAAGUUGGAAAUCAUAAAAAUGGUGAGAAUUCGGAAAAUGGGUAUUUGCCAGUUAUUUGUGGGUUGGCUAGAUGUAAUAAGAAUGACAUUGAUAAGGCUUGGGAAGCGGUGAAAUAUGCGAAAUAUCCGCGGAUACAUACGUUUAUCGCGACGAGUGAGAUACAUAUGGUUUAUAAGCUGAAAAUGAGUAAAGAGGAAGUUGUUGAGAAAGCUAGGAGUAUGGUGGCUUAUGCUAGAAGUUUGGGGUGUAAUGAUGUUGAGUUUAGUCCUGAAGAUGCUGGAAGAUCAGACAGGGAAUUUUUAUAUGAGAUAUUGGGUGAGGUAAUUAAAGCAGGUGCAACAACUCUCAACAUUCCUGAUACUGUCGGGUAUAACUGGCCUCGGGAAUUCGGUCAGCUUAUUGCGGACAUAAAAGCCAAUACCCCUGGCGUUGAGAAUGUCAUCAUUUCUACCCAUUGCCAGAAUGAUUUAGGACUUUCCACGGCGAACACUUUAGAGGGAGCUUAUAAUGGUGCAAGGCAAUUAGAAGUAACAAUAAAUGGAAUUGGAGAGAGAGCUGGUAAUGCUUCUUUAGAAGAGGUAGUAAUGACCUUAAAAUGCAAAGGAGAGUUAUUGGGUGGCCUUUACACUGGCAUCAAUACAAGACAUAUUGUAAUGGCUAGCAAGAUGGUGGAAGAAUACAGUGGAUUACAGGUGCAGCCUCACAAGGCAAUUGUUGGUGCUAAUGCUUUUGCCCAUGAAAGUGGAAUUCAUCAGGAUGGAAUGCUAAAGAACAAAAGCACAUAUGAAAUUAUGUCUCCUGAAGAUAUUGGACUCUAUCGAUCAAAUGAAUCGGGACUUACUCUUGGUAAACUCAGUGGGCGUCAUGCUUUGAAAGCAAAACUUUUCGAGCUUGGUUAUGACAUUGACGGGAAGGAACUAAACGAUUUGUUUUGGCGCUUUAAAUCUGUUGCUGAAAUGAAAAAGGUUAUAACUGAUGAUGAUUUAGUAGCAUUGGUUUCGGAUGAGGUUUUCCAGCCACAAGUUGUAUGGAAAUUUGGAGAUGUACAGGUUACAUGUGGGACGUUAGGUCUUUCUACAGCAACAGUUAAAUUAAUAGAUAGUGAUGGGAAAGAACAUAUUGCCUGUUCUACUGGAACAGGACCGGUUGAUGCUGCUUAUAAGGCGGUUGAUCUUAUUGUGAAGGUUCCUGUAAAACUGCUAGAGUACUCGAUGUCUGCAGUUACAUCAGGGAUUGAUGCGAUAGCCAGCACUCGCGUUGUAAUUGAUCCAGAAAAUGACCACACCUCAACUCAUUAUUCUGGAGAUAAAUAUGUUCGGACAUAUAGUGGAACGGGAGCAUCCAUGGAUAUUGUUAUCUCUAGUGUCAGAGCCUAUGUUGGUGCCAUUAACAAGAUGUUAGGGGUGAAGCGGCAGUCUGAUUGAAAAACACCCCAAGUUUAUAAUUUGGUAUCAAUUGUUUUUGUGUAGCAAUUAGGGUGAGUUGAUGGUUUCGUUUGACAACUGUGAAAUAAAUUUGAGAACUUGUAGUUGUGCGUUUUUGUUCAUGUUAAUGUUAAUGUCAUUGCGGUUUGCUUAAACUUUACAGAUAUUUAGAUAGUCGAAAACUAUUGUAAGAAUUUUUUUGGCCA